CCACCGGAAGAGGUGCCCUUAUAUAGAGAGCGAAAGGGGCGGAAGUGGGCGCGAGCCAGCAGCAGGGCAGGGAACUAUCCGGCUCCCGGAAGUGACGUUUCAUCGAGGCGGAAGAGCGGGAGGAAGGUGCAGGGGGCGGCGGUGAGUGCGCGGCGCGCGCUCCUGCCAGCGGAGGAGCCGCACGGCCGCCAUGGCGGGGCGCCGGCAGUGCCGCCAGACGGCGGCCGGGCGGCGGCGGGGCCAGGGGCCGGGCGCCGCGAAGAAGGAGAGGGCCGCGCCGCGGCUUCGCGGCCGGCAGAGCGAGGCCGGCGCGGCGCGGGCGGCAGAGCUGCUGCGGCGGAGGCCGGGCCUGGCCAGGCUGCGAGACGACGCCCUGCGGCGGCAGCGCGCCUUCGAGCGCAAGGGCGUGUCCCCGCAGGCGGCGGAGGGGGCGGAGCCAGACGAGCCCCGCCCCCGGGGCGAGGCGUCACUGCGGCGCUACGGGCGGGAGCUGCGCAAGGUGCUGGCCGCGUCGGACGUGGUGCUGGAGGUGCUGGACGCCCGCGACCCCCAGGGCUGCCGCAGCCCCCGGCUGGAAGCCGCUGUGCGCCGUGCUGGCCCCUGCAAGCGCCUUGUCCUUGUCCUCAAUAAGAUCGACCUGGUGUCCCGCGAUGUGGUGGCCAAGUGGCUCAAGUUCUUGCGGGCUGAGUUCCCCACCGUGGCCUUCAAAGCCUGCACGCAGCAGCAGAGCCGCAACUUGAAGCAGAGCCGGGGGGCCGUGGCCACUGUGCCAGAGGAGGUGCUGGCCGGCGCGGGCUGUGUGGGUGCCGACUGCCUGCUCCAGGUGCUGGCCAACUACAGCCGCUCACAGGAUGUCAAGACAGCCAUCACCGUGGGCGUCGUGGGUGAGUGUUGGGGGGAGGGGUUCGCGGAUGCCUGGGCCCUGCCGCUGAAACCCUCCCCGCGCCGCCCCACAGGGUUCCCCAACGUGGGCAAGAGCAGCCUCAUCAACAGCCUGAAGAGGAGCCGGGCCUGCCGUGUGGGGGCGCAGCCAGGCAUCACCAAGUGCCUGCAGGUGGUGCAGCUGGACCGGCGGCUGCGGCUCCUGGACUGCCCCGGGGUGGUGGCGGGGGGGCCCGGGGCCGCUCUGUGCGGGGGCCUGGGCACCCGCCACUCCGCCGACCCUCUGGGCCCCGCUGCCGCCAUCCUGCGCCGCCUCCGCCCCGACCAGGUGCGGGAGCUGUACGGGGUGCCCCCCUGCGAGGACCCCCGGCGCCUGCUGGCACUGCUGGCCCGGCGGCAGGGCCGCCUGCGCCCCGGUGGCCUCCCCGACACCCGCGCUGCUGCCGCCGCCCUGCUGCGCGACUGGACCAGCGGGAAGAUCUCCUACUACACCGUCCCCCCCGAGGCACCGGCCGCCCCCACCACGCUGGAUGCCUGUAUCUUGCCAGCCCUGGCACCUGCCCUCGACUUGGAAGCGCUGGAACAGGGCGAUGCAGAGGCCCUGGCAGCGCUGCCAGCCGUGGCCGGUGGUGUUGGCCUGGCUCCCUGCACCCUGGAGGAAGAGGAGGCCUCAGGUGCUGAGGACGAGUGUGAGGAGGAGGCCAUGGAGGAUGAUGGCAGCAACCUGGAGUUUGCAGCUGUGACAGUGGAGCUGAAGCCUCGGCCGAAGGCCGCCGCUGCUGCCCCAGUGCGACCUCCUGCCACCCCCCGCCUGGAGGAUGUGGCUGCCCUCGACCCGCUGCUGCAGGGCCAGGCGCUGCAGGCCGCAGGCAAGCGGAGGCGUAAGUUGCAGCGGCGAGCAGAGAAACUCGCCACCAAGCUCUCGGAGACACUGACAGCUGCCAUGCAGUUCUGAGCACCGCCCUGGUGUGCACUGCCCUGGCACCUUCUGCUACCUCCCCAGAGAUUUAUUUUUCACAAAAGUUAUUUUAAAAUACUGUGUUUGAAAUAAAAGUGUGGAAGCGUC
Rhea pennata is the source of this 1948-nucleotide messenger RNA. RefSeq names its product G protein nucleolar 3 like (gene GNL3L). The transcript is spliced from 12 exons. Bases 191 to 1837 code for a protein of 548 amino acids. NCBI's taxonomy places the organism in Eukaryota, Metazoa, Chordata, Aves, Rheiformes, Rheidae. Gene Ontology annotation, molecular function: GTP binding. The record is from RefSeq and is a predicted model, not a curated record. Gene Ontology annotation, cellular component: nucleolus.